Molecule: messenger RNA, 9180 nt
Organism: Theileria orientalis strain Shintoku
Lineage: Eukaryota; Apicomplexa; Aconoidasida; Piroplasmida; Theileriidae
Exons: 1
Coding region: 1-9180 (3059 amino acids)
Biological process (GO): Golgi to endosome transport
Cellular component (GO): endosome; trans-Golgi network
Source: RefSeq, a predicted model, not a curated record
AUGAGUGAGGAUUUGAGCACAUCUGCACAUACGUCGAUCAACAGGGCAGACCUGAGGAAGCUGGACACAGAUAUCUACAACAUCCUGACGCAGUUUGAGAAGACGAGAGAGUGGGCAGAUCUGACGAACUGUUUGAUAAAGCUUAAUCGGAUACUGAGCAACUCGACGAUACCCUGCAUCCCGUACAAGGAGAUCAUAUGCAAGAGGCUGGCGCAAUGCCUGAACCACCAGCUGCCGACGGGAGUACACACUAGGGCGCUGGAGGUAUACGCCUCGAUCCUGGACAAGACGCCGCCAGAAAGCUUGUCGAGAGACCUGGCGCUGUUCAGCACUGGACUAUUUCCAUUCUUCUCAUACAGCUCGUACUCAGUGAGGCCGCAGUUCCUAAACAUCAUAGAUAAGUACUACAUUCCACUGGGCCCGAACCUGAUACCGUGCCUUAUCGGACUGCUGAUAUGCAUCAUACCGGGCCUGGAGGACGACAAGUCGGAGACGUACGACAUGGUGUACAACCUGCUGGAAAAGAUAAGUAAGCGCGUGCCGGAAAAGUACUUCAUGAGCGCACUCUGGCUCAUACUGAAGAAGGCGAACAAGAUUAGACUGCAGACGCUGUACCUCAUCUCGAACAAGCUGUCGCCGAGAGUGCCGAAGCUGCCGGCGCACAGACUGGAGUCGCUGCUGCCAGACAGGAACGACCUGGUGCUGAAGAGCCUGAUGGCGUCGACGCGAGACGACUCGUUGAUCAUACUGCGCGAGCUCAUGAACUUCAUGUCAAAGCACUUCCCGCUCGACCACGACCUCUUCACGUACCAGAACAAGUCGGCGCUGUGCAGAAGCAUCCUGAGGCUGCUGAGAAACAAGGACUGGUCGCUCACGAGGAGAAUCUACCAGUGGCUCUUCAACACUAAUGACCUGAACGAGUCAGUGGAGUCGAUAGACCUGAAGUACUUCAACGAACACUCGAAGAGCGUGAUCAUAACUGCGAUCAAGGAGCUGCUGAAGAUGGAGAUCACGACGGCGGACGAGGCAGUGCUGCCUCUGAAGAUCAUCGUGACGCUGAUCUCGGACAUUGAGGUGGCGGUGAUCUCGGACCAGCUGAUGCCGGUGCUCUGCAUACCGAUCCUGCGCUACGUCUGCGAGGGCAUCGACGACACGGACUGGCGCCAGGCGGUGAUCCAGGAGACGAAAAUCAUAUUCAACCCGACGCUCACGCCGCCGAACAUCGUCUUCAUCUCAAUCGCCGAGGAGUUCAACAAGCUCUUCCUCGACGAAAAGUACGACUCGGUGCACGCAUGGAACGAGAUCCUGAACCUGAGCAGAAUAUACCUCGACGAGAUGAAGACGCUCACGUCAUGCGAGACGAUACUGGCAGGGCUCUUCAUGCUCCUGGAAAACGCACUCUACAGGCUGCUGAAGCUGGAGCUGCGGGAUAUGACGCAGGUGGUCUCGCACCUGCUCAGCUACGUCGCCUCGAUACUGGCGAGGACGGAGAAGAUGAUACUCACGGACUACCACUACUUCUACUUCGAAAACGACCUCGACUACGUGAAGGAGACCUCGGAGCUGAAGCUGCUGGUACACGAGCAGGAGCUGUGCAACGAGCGCAUAGCAAAGUACCUGGACGAGUUCUACAUCAACGCGCUGAACCACUUUGAGAGCAAGGCCGACCUGAACUACACGGAGAUAUCGGUGCUGGACAUGCUCAACAGCCUGGCAGUGCGCUUCGUCUCCAUAGAGGUGAACAUGCAGACUGUGCCGAUAACGCGGAGCUUCUCGGAGUCCCUGGGACACACGUCCCCGGAAAGGGUGGCGGAGUACAGGGGCUCUGCGCACCGCCUGGACUACGCGCACGCAUCGCACUCGCCGCUCUCAGUAAACUCCGCACGCUCGCCGCAGUCUGCUCACUCGGUUCAGUCUGUGCGCUCAGAGAAAGGGGACCUGUCGGCAGCGACCGCCCAGGCCCUCUCUCCAGGGCCGGCAGCACUGGUGGGGAAGACAGAGCGCUCGACGCCACCAAACUCCAGCACUCGGAAGGCUCCAACAGCGGCACACACGACAGCGCAAUUGGUAGACCAUAAAUCAUCGCCAACAUCACAUACGGCGGACCAGAAAACAGCAUCAGCAACACAGAAGUCCGACCAGAAAACAACGGACCAGUCAUUGGAAGGUAAACACACUCACAAAAAGCAGACGAAGCUAUUGGAUGAGAGCGACAUGGCGACCGCGAGGUCGAACAAUGCAUCGUCGAGAACGUCCGCAGCCUCGAUUGAGUCGAAGCUGCAGAACGAGUUCAAGCUCGACAGGUGGAUAGUGUGUCUGCUCAAAAGCUGCCUCUCGCCAGACCCUGUGAUAUUCUGCAGAGGAAUAAGCACGUUCAUACAGGUGAUCGACAUACCGCACAGGCACGCAGUCAAGGAGUUCUUCGCAAGCUCGCUGAUACACCUGAGGAACAUACUGACGCAGCUGUGGAGCAGCCUGGACGAUAAGCUGGCGCAGUACCACUCGGAAGUGGUGUACAUAGUGCUGCAGCUGAUGAAGUCGCUGCCUCAGGCCUCAGGGGAGGCUGAGAGGAUAAUCGUCAGGGACCUGACGAGCACGGAGAUAGGGCAGAAGAUCAACGCAAUACUGAGGUUCGGAGUGCUGUUCAGACACCUGCACACGCACGCGCCGGACAAGGUGUUCUUCUCGGACGCAGUGGGCCACAUACUGGACGCAGUGGAGGACUCGGACCCGAAGGUGCACUACUACGCGCGAGCCUUCCUCUCGGAGUCGAUAUACAUGCUCCCGAAGCUGAUAGACCCGAUCCUGCACUUUUUGAUCACGACGAGUAAGAUGGACGAGAGCAUCACUGAGGGAACUGAGUACGAUGUCCUACCUGGAUCACCAAACCAGAAUCACAACACCCCAGCCACAUCACCAAACAUGGACUACAACACGUCAAAUAGAUCCCCAAACAUGGACUACAACACGUCAAAUAGAUCGCCAAACCAUGACUACAACACCCCAAAUAGAUCACCAAACAGGGAGCGCAACGGACACACACACCUCAAGGCGAACAUGAUAUCGAAGUUGCUGAAGAGCCAGAAGUCGCAGCUCAAGGAAAGAAGCAAUGUGAGGCGAGUUGGCGCGCACAAAAGCAGUGACGCGAACAGUAAGGACAGAACGCAGAGCACAGACACCCACUCGACCGGUCAAGACUCAUUUGACAGCGAAGGCGAAGAUAAAACGAACAUGACGGAGUUGGUGCGAAAGUUCAGGCACCUAUCAUCGAUAGUGGGAAGAGAAGGGCAGGCGAUCCUAGACCUGAUGAACAGAAGACAGGCGCCAAUAGCACUGCUGAAGCUAAUACAGGGAGAUGAGCUGUUCAACGAGCUGUCGACGACGAUGGUGGUGACAGAAGAAGGAACGCUGCUGACGUCAGCCACGAGGACGCAGGCGUAUGACCAGGCGCACAGCGAAAGCGUAGGAGGAGAGGACGCAAACCCGACGCUGGUGAACCACCUGCUGGACCACACCUUCGGAGCAAGGGCGAUCACGCUGAAUUCGUCAGUGCUGGAAACGUCGGACACGGAGAGCAGGCGCUCAAGAAGUGUGCCGGUAGACGCGUCGGUGGAAGGAGGGAAGAGCCCUGGCAUGCGGGACCACGCGAGCAUUGACUCGGUGCAUGGGCCAAACGUGAACCGGGGAGAUAGCAGAGUAGUGUCGCCAACGUCCCACGCGAGUGUCACGCCGCCCUCGCAGAGGGCAAACAACUCUCAACUAAGCACAAUCGCAGGAAUGGGGAAAACAGGGGCAACGUUCUCGUUUGAACAGGGCAGGCUGACGCCGCACCUGGGAAAAGGGUCGUUCGAGGAGGCACCCAAAGAACGCACAGUCUCCGUACCAAGGGAGUUGGGAACACAGUCGUUCGAAGGAUCGAGCAUCGAUACAGGGACGGAGUCGAGCAGGCAGUCGGCGAGAAGAUGGGGAGUCGAAGCGUCGAAAUCGGCCCCGCACACGCCCUUGCUCUCGUCACACCAUGAACGCAGGGAGUCGAGUCUGUACGGAGGAGACGCGGAUGAGACCUACGAGCACCAGAACAGAGCGCAGAAGGCCUCGAUAUUCCCGAGGCUGCUCGACGCCUCGAACAGCUCGUACACGGACGCGUCAAUAUACAACUACCUGGACCUGGUCAUAGUGAUAACGCUGAAGUACAUAUGCAUCGACGCGGACCUGGAAAGGCUGCUGCGAGUGGAAAGGAUCGACGACCUGCUGGAAUACCAGAGGUACCUGGACAGGCUCGACGACCAGAACUGCUCGACGCGGAAGCAGACGAACAUCCUGAGCCUGUUCAACAGGUCGAACAGCAUGGUGGACCUGUCGAUGGAGGACAGAGCAAUGCUGCUGCGCUGCACAGCAAUCGACUUCAUGAAGUCGUUCAUAUCGUCGCUGCAGCCGGCAAACAGCGCGAGAGAAGUCUCCUGCAUGGUCGCAAAGUACCUGCUGCUCCUGCUCUACCACUUCCACCUGAAGCAGGAGCACAUAAUACAGACGCAGAUGAUAUACCUGUUGAAGGUGGUGAUGGACAGGUGCAGCCAGGAGACGACGGGGCCUAGCGCGCCAGCGUCCUCGCUGAUAGAGCUCUCGAGGACACUGCUGAGCAUGUGGGCGAGCAAGAACGAGCCCAUGUCGGCGCGAGCAGGCGAGUCUCCGUCGUCGAAGCUGCAGAUCACGCCGAACAUGCUCGCGACGAGCAUGAGCGUUAUCACGGGCACGGCGAACAUACUGAGCUGCCUGACGGCGGAGGACGACAAGCAGACGAACUCGCUCACGAGCGACGCGUUCUUCGACAAGACGGCGGCGACCACGUACGUGACGCAGGGAAUAGAAAACCUGAGCUACACGAGGGACCCGGACACGGCGCUCUCGCAGCUGACGCCAAUGUACAUCAUCAACAUGGGCGAACUGAAAAAGCUGCAAAUCCACAGGAUGACGAACCUGCACGAAAUAACCUACUUCCCCAAAAUCAUUGAGAUAUGCAUAGCGAACUCGGCAAAGUCGAAGUGCCUGCACCUGCUGCAGUCGUACAUCGACUUCUCGCUCUACAGCCUCAAGUUCAUGAGCGGAGCCGAGGGCCUGAAGUACGCCUCGAACUUCAUGACAGAGUUCUCGUCACACGUGCUCACGUACACAGAUAAGAUCGGGACGACGGGGCUCUUCUACUACCUGCGCGCACUCUACUUCAUGUUCAGUCACCUGAGCGACGACUACGCGACGGAGGCGACGACGGCGCAGUCGAGGAAGAUGAAGCAGCUCUCUAUCAACCGAGAGAUCGUGAUGACGAGGGAGAUGAACGGGACGAAGCAGUUCGGCCCUAAGAGCGACGGAGGACGCACGAUGUUCGGCUCCAGAAGUAAGAGGAAGACGACGGCGGACACGAGUAACCUCCCGCACUUCGACAUCACGAGCAUCGUGGACUCGUGCGUUAAGUCGGUGCUCUGGGCCAGAGAGACGCAGCUGAGCGCGACGUACCCGCAGGGAGCCCCGGAAGAACUCAGACACAGCUACAGCAGCGCAAGCAGCACCUUCGACCACGGAGCCGAUGGACCCAAUGGACCCGAUGGACCCGAUGGACCCGAAGGAGACAUCGCAGACAUCGGCUCCUUCACGGGCUCCGCGAGCGCGAGCAGUAGCUUUUUCGACGGACCCAUGGACCCGUUCGGGCUCCGCCAAGGACUCGGCAGCGCAGCCGAAGGAGAAGCGCAGACACAAGGCGCCUUUGGACACCACGACGCCACGGGGAAAUCGCGUCACAAGAGCCACAGGCACUGCCCGGCCUCGAUGGGCUACAGAAGCAACUUUAGAUUCAUGGGCUCGAAUCAGGGCUUCGACGCAAUGGACCUGAACGCGAUGAACCAGUCGAGCGCCUACAUCUACGAAAGGAGCUACGCAUACUCCUCGAGGAAUAAGCUGGUCUGCUCAGAGGCGAACCUGUCGCUGAAGGUCUCGCUCGAGAACAUAACGAACCAGGUGAUAAGGCUAUUCAGACUCCUGUACCUUAAGCUGCCCUACCACUUCAUCAAGGCCUGCAUAUACAUCUGGGACAGGUCGAACUGCGAACACGCGAACUACAACAUCCCCUACGUGGACCUGAGCGCGUCAAACCUGGAGAACUGCCCGAAGCAGCGGCAGAUAAGCAGGCGCGUACAGACGAAGCACUGCCUGCUUAUGCUCCUCAACAACAUCCCGCAGGUGACCACGACCUCGGUGCUCUCACUCACGCUGGACAUGAUGGAGACGUUCUGCAAGUCAUCAGAGUACAGGCACGCGCCGGGCUACCAGAUCCUGAACACGCACGUGCGCGAGGUCUCAGUGUCGGAGUUCCUGUACACGGUCCUCGUAUCGGAGAUGGCGAAGCGCUCGGACGUGGAGCAGACGUACCUGGAGCUGCAGCGCUGGAUCAACCUCGUGCUCCACUUCCCGAAGCAGCCGAGCGUCUUCCUCUGGCUCUUCUGCUCAGUGGUGCGCUACGAGAAGGCGACGGCCUGCAACUACGCGAAGGUGCUCACGAACAUCGGCCGCCGGCUCUUCAGCGACCUGCUGAUGGUGGUGAUAUACCAGGCGUGCGGUCUCUACGCGCCGAAGGUCUGCAACUGGCUGGCCCACAAGGACUACGACACGCGCCCGCCGGUGCCGCUGGUGGUGCAGCUGAUGAACUCUGCGCACUACUUCGGGAGCUCGUGCUUCACGGAGACGCCCCCGAUCUCGCCAUGCUCGGAGCUCGCGACGCCCCGCUUAUCGCCGCCCUCGAAGGCCGCGAGGUCGCCGGCCGCGGACGCGCUUGAGUCGCGUCUGAGCGUUUUGUCAGAGUGUGUUUCCUUACCGGGUGAUUUAGGCACUAGUGUUAACCUAGGCGUUAUUGAUACGGGUACCGUAAACACGGGCAACCUAGGCGUUGUUGAUUCGGGUAACCUAGGCGCUAGCGGCAAUACGGGUAACGUUAACAGGGGCGCCGCUAACACGGGCACCGCUAAUACAGGUAACGUUAACAGGGGUAACCUGGGCGCUACUGCCAGCAUCAACAGCGCCGACGGGCAAGCCGAUUCAGCGACCACGGAACUCCAGAAAUUCGCAGCCCGUUAUACCGCCGACCGCCAAAACGACCCCCAGGCCACGGGACACCAAAACUCGCAAAGCAACGCCCACAUCGUGACGGACGACGAGUACUCGACGCCGAAUAAGCCCACGACCACCACCACGAACACGAGCAGCCUCGUGACGAGCAGGAGCCAGAGCCUCCUGGGAAGCGAGCUGCUGCGGGGCAUAGAGGGCGUGAUGACGCCGAACCGCGUCGUCUCAGUGAACGCGCUCUCGCUGCUCAUAUAUCUGAACUACGACGUGCUGCAGCUGAACAGGAGGACGCCGAUCACGAACGUCUUCUACCAGACCUUCCACAAGAGCCUCACCUCUUACAUCCUGCCGCUGCUGGUCACGAGGCAGCACCAGCAGCAGAGGUACUUCACGCUCCUGCUCAUCCGCUACUUCCCCUACAAGCUCUACCAGGUGCCGCUGCUCAACAUCAAGAAGAACCUGCUCGAGUUCAUCAACUCCUCCGAGUUCUUCAGGACGGACCAGUUCGGACUGCGCGAGCUCGCGCACGUCUUCAGGCGCAUGGCCACUGAGGACUUCAAGGGCGUCGCGGACACGAUGGCGCGCCUGGACCUGUACACGAACCCGCCGCACCUGAACGUCUUCUCGAACAAGUCCGCGAGCCUGAUCACGCGCGUGCGCUACCUGAAGCGGCUGGCCUUCGUGCUCUACGCCUGCGAGAACGACGUCUUCACGGACAACAUCUCGAACAUCAUCGAGCGCCUCGCGGAGACCACCAGGUCGCUCAAGAACGACACGCUCCGCUCGAAGUGCCUCUUCGUGAUGCGCGUGCUCCUGGUGAAGACGUCCCAGGAGGAGCUCACGGUGCUCUGGCCAGUGCUGCUGUCUGAGCUGAUCAAGGUCUUCAGGACCACGGUCGACCAUGCGGGCAGGGAGGGCCGCGAGUCUGCGGCCGACGGGAGCGGUUUGUCGCCGCGCGACUACGCGCAGGUUCCUGCUAACGCUGGAGGUGCUGCCCACACAGCCUCGCCCCGCGACGGAGACUAUCACGCUAGCAAUAACGCUAACAAUAGCCAAAACGCUCAAGAAAACGCUAGCAAUAGCAAUAACGUUAACACUAGCUCUAGCAAUAACAAUAACGUUAGCCAAAACGAUAACGUUAACACUAGCUCUAGCCAAAACGCUCAAGAAAACGCUAGCCAAAACGAUAACACUAGAAAUAACGCCAACACUAGCUCUAGCAAUAACGCUAACACUAGCUCUAGCCAAAACGAUAACGUUAACACUAGCUCUAGCAAUAACACUAGCUCUAGCAUUAACGAAAACGCUAACAAUAACGAAAACGACACGGGUGCCAGCAGGUGCCUCAUGGCGCACAGCGACCAGAAUGAAGACUCGAUUUGUUUGAACACGCGCUCGCUGAAAAACGACAUGAGCAGGCUGAGUGACAAGUCGACGGGGCGCAUAAGCAAAAACAGCACGAGCAGAACAAGCCUCAAGUCCUCGAGCAGGUUCAGCACUAAGAUGAGCGAAAAGGAGUACAUCAAGAUCAUGGAAAACGAGGAGUGCCCGGCGGAAAACAGAACCGCGCUGCUGAUCGAGGCGAUUAAAAUCGUUGACAUGGCGUGCGCGCUGAAGCUGAACGAGUUCCUAGUCUACCAGUGGAUGUUCAUCAACGACCUGAACCCAAUUAAAAGGCCGAGCGAGAAGAAGAGCGAGUCGAAGGCACGGGGCGACAAGGCGGCUUCGAAGGAAUCCGCAAAGUCCCAAGGAAAGCAGGAGAGCGACGAGGAGGGGGACGACCCGGAACUGGAGCACAUGAACGACUUUAAGCCGUUCCUGGUUCUGGCAGGGCAGGCGUGCUCGGAGCACAUCAAGUGCAGAAUCGACCACGCGCUCUCGCUACCCUACGAGUACACGAAGCCGAUUAAGCUGGUGAGGACGCGGAGCCACCAGUGGGACGAGAAGAACGUGCGCGAGGUCCUCUGCGAAUCAAUAGAGAAGGAGAUGACUGACGUGGUCCCCAAGUACGACCAGAACAAGCCGAUCAUAAUCAACCAAAUAUACAAAACAUCCAAGAGGUUUCAGUAA